AUGGAUUCUGGAAGUUUGGUGGAUGCUCUCUGGAGGCUUUCUACUAGUUGGCUAGAAAGCCCUACGGGGCCAGGUACCAACAAUCCCAAUCAGCAGUUAGUUCUGGCAAGUGCAUCCUUUGACUCAACAAUUAAGCUUUGGGAGGUGGAGCAUGGGAAUCUUCUCUAUAGCUUAAACGGUCACAGGGACCCUGUAUAUUCUGUUUCGUUUAGCCCAAACGGGGAGUAUUUGGCGAGUGGAUCUCUAGAUAAAUGCAUGAACAUCUGGUCAACUCGAGAUGGGAAGCUUGUAAAAACGUACACCGGUAAUGGUGGCAUAUUUGAAGUCUGCUGGAACAAAGAAGGUGACAAAAUCGCUGCCUGUUUUGCCAACAACACUGUCUGUGUGAUGGAUUUCAGAAUGUAGUGAGCUUAACUUCUCCAGGAGUGCCAUUGUGAUGCAUUUGCUGAAUGGUGGCAAUCAUAUAUUGUGUGAAAUGCAUUCAUGAAUCGUUAUGAAGAAGUUAAGCUAGACCAGCUCUGGUAUGCUAAUUGCCUCACUGUUUUAAUGUUUCCAUUAACUUUUUGGUUCAUGCUCAAAUAUUCUAAUUCUCAUGAAUGAUCAGACUUGCUUUCCACAGUAGAAAUGCCAGAAGCUGAUUCUGACCACCAGUACAGCUUAAUAUUUUUAACAGUAGAUAGAUCUGAACCUGUUUAGAUGAA
Messenger RNA from Telopea speciosissima, 701 nucleotides. Its product is annotated as WD40 repeat-containing protein HOS15-like. The coding region runs from base 1 to 405 and encodes 134 amino acids. Gene Ontology annotation, molecular function: transcription corepressor activity; protein binding. Gene Ontology annotation, biological process: regulation of transcription by RNA polymerase II. The record is from RefSeq and is a predicted model, not a curated record. The transcript has 4 exons. Lineage: Eukaryota; Viridiplantae; Streptophyta; Magnoliopsida; Proteales; Proteaceae. Gene Ontology annotation, cellular component: histone deacetylase complex.